AUGACAGAGGCGAAUACGACCACUAAGAGGGCAAGACGAUGUGGUACCAAGACUAGAACAGGUUGCAAAACGUGCAAGAUCCGCCAUAUUAAAUGCGACGAGGCCAAGCCUUGGUGUCAAAAAUGUACGAGCACAGGGAGGAAAUGCGACGGGUACAUAAUUCCUGGAGCUGAAGAUCGUGGGAUCUUGAAUUCAGAUGGCAAAACCAGCGCAAUAACCCUCCCACGAGCAGUCUCACGGCUACCAGGGAACCCACAAGAAAGACGCGGAUUCCACUACUUCAUCAACCAGACCUCACCAGAGCUCAACGGGUUCUUUACUACGGGCUUCUGGGAGCGUCUCGUCCUGCAAGCAAGCCAUGUUGAACCAUCGCUGCGGCAUACCGUCGUGGCCAUUGGCGCUCUACAUGAAGAAUUCUCGCAAACCCCCACGGAUGGAAGGUUAGCACAGGUCGUAGGAGGCCGCCUUCCCUUCGCGGUGAAGCAAUAUACCAAAGCGAUUGGCCAUCUACGGCGCUCUCUCGCCACGGGCGACCAUGACCCCCUGACUGCUCUGAUGUCCUGUAUUCUGUUCGUGUGCUUUGACUGCCUGCGAGGUUAUUAUCAUACCGCGAUGGUACAUCUGAAGAGCGGGAUGAAGAUUUUGCGGGACCUGAGAGCCCAGAGCAAGGAGCGGGAUCCCACGAUUGAAAAUAUCAUUGCGCCGCUUCUUGUGCGGCUUAGUGUGCAGUCAAUACUAUAUGUUGAUACGAGUCAACCCGAGCAAAGGAAGAGAUUCGCAACGGAGCUCAGACCUGUGAUUCUAAGUGCGGAGACGGUUCCCGAAGUGUUCGACAGCUUGGACGAGGCGCGGGCCAGCAUGAAUGAAUGCGCUGAUGGGUUAUUCAAAACAUUUUACAUAUCCGAGGCCCAUCUCGCGGCCACCGAACAAUCGGACUGCACGUUAGAACACCUUAAACGAUACGCCUUAAUGCUCUCCCAAUGGAAUGUCACCUUCGAGAAAUUCAUGAACGCCAAAAGCCAAUCCUUCUCCAGUAGAGAAAUUCGCGGCGCAGCACUUCUCAAAGUCCACCAUAUAGCAUCAUCCAUUAUGUCCACCAUCGUCCCAGGACCAGAGGAUAUGCGCCCAAUUUGUCAAGCGGUAAACUGCCCAACUGCCUUCGUGAAAUUUAGUGCUGAAUUCCGGAUCAUCAUCAACCUCUGCACAUCGCUGAUCACAGCCGUGGAAGAAGAUGCCAAAAAUGGAAAACCACCGCUCACAUUUUCUACCGAUCUCGGCCUCAUCGCACCGUUAUAUUACACAGCCAUGAAACCUGCAUGUCCAAUGCUGCGGCAAGAUGCACUAGCGCUGCUCAAGCGCUGUCCACGGAAAGAAGGGAUGUGGGAUAGCUUCGUAGCCGUGAAGCUGGUUACUCAAUACUGGCAGAUAGAAGACCAAGAGCGGGAUCGUCGAGAAGCGGUGAUGGGUGAGACCGGCAUUUGUGUCCCGCAAGCCAAGCUUGCGGAUCUGGCGUUCUUUGAGGGGAACAGUUGGGAGUGGGUUUGGCCGAAUACCAGCGAGAUUACCCCUGCGGCUUUAGUGCUAAAUAGCGGAGGUUUGAUUGAGAAUAGAGCGCUCGAUAAUGUAGAGGCGCAUAAGAAUAUUAAUGCAUUUGAUGAGUUUGGGGCGUUUGAGGGACGGGGACUGGGGUUUGAUAUUAUGGAGUCCCAGGGUGACGAUGGCUUGUUCGAAUGA
This is a messenger RNA of Venustampulla echinocandica, 1734 nucleotides long. RefSeq names its product Zn2 DNA-binding protein. Gene Ontology annotation, molecular function: zinc ion binding; DNA-binding transcription factor activity, RNA polymerase II-specific. The transcript has 3 exons. NCBI's taxonomy places the organism in Eukaryota, Fungi, Ascomycota, Leotiomycetes, Helotiales, Pleuroascaceae. The record is from RefSeq and is a predicted model, not a curated record. Gene Ontology annotation, biological process: regulation of DNA-templated transcription. Bases 1 to 1734 code for a protein of 577 amino acids.